AUGUCUACAACCACUGGCGCUUUCAUUGCUGGAGGUAUCGCUGCAUGCGGCGCAGUCACCGCGACUCAUCCUUUCGAGACGGUCAAGAUCAGGUUGCAAUUGCAAGGAGAACUACAGGCAAAAGAUAUUGCUGUCAAGAAAUAUACCGGUGUCUUCCAAGGAGUUGGUGUCAUCGUCAAGAACGAGGGCGUUCGUGGUAUCUAUCGAGGACUUGGGUGUGCCUAUGUCUAUCAGAUUCUUCUGAAUGGCUGCCGCUUGGGUUUCUAUGAACCUCUGAGGGCCGCCUGCACAAAGGUUGUUUUCAAAGAUUCCAACGUCCAAUCUCUCGGCGUCAAUAUCUUUUCCGGCGCAGCUUCUGGCAUUCUCGGUGCCAUGGCUGGCUCUCCUUUCUUCCUCAUCAAGACUCGUUUGCAGUCCUAUUCUCCCUUCCUCCCGGUCGGUACCCAACACAAGUAUCGCAACGCGUUGGAUGGAUGCAAGCAGAUCUACGGUAGUGAGGGUGUCAAAGGUUUAUACCGAGGAAUCACUGCCUCGAUGGUCAGAACUGGCGCUGGAAGUUCCGUCCAACUACCCACAUACUUCUUUGCGAAGAGAAGAUUAGUACGUCAUGCGGGUAUGGAAGAGGGUUUACCCCUACAUCUCUUGAGUUCAGCUGCGAGCGGAUUUGUCGUCUGCUGUGUCAUGCAUCCUCCAGAUACGGUCAUGGCCAGAAUGUACAAUCAGCACGGCAACCUCUAUAGUGGUAUCUUCGACUGCUUGUGGAAGACGAUAUCUACCGAAGGUUUCUUCUCCGUCUAUAAAGGAUUUACAGCUCAUCUUGCCCGAAUUUUACCUCAUACCAUCCUGACCCUGACCCUGGCGGAGCAGACCAAUAAAUUUGUCCGUGGUAUUGAGAACAGAAUAUUACCAGAGUCGAUUAAGGACAAGAUCUGA
Exophiala bonariae is the source of this 933-nucleotide messenger RNA. RefSeq lists its product as uncharacterized. The record is from RefSeq and is a predicted model, not a curated record. The transcript is spliced from 2 exons. Gene Ontology annotation, biological process: transmembrane transport. Lineage: Eukaryota; Fungi; Ascomycota; Eurotiomycetes; Chaetothyriales; Herpotrichiellaceae. The coding region runs from base 1 to 933 and encodes 310 amino acids.